CAGAACAACAAUCAUAAUAAAACCUGAAUAAAUGUGUUAUAACUGAGUAGGAUUUAUUACAGCUGUAUUUAGUUCGCUACAACAACAGGUUCACACCAAAAAUUACCUCUGAAGCAGAGAAUAUUAUUUUGAAAAUUCAAAGCGGAAAUAGUUUUUGUAGCUUAGCUGUCUUUCUUACAGUUAAUGGGGAUCCAAACUUUAGGGUAAAUUAAAGAUGGAAUCGACAGAAAACCUUUCCGGCCAGGAAGUCGGUGUUGAGCAGGAUGCUACACCGACUCUCGUGGAUGUGGACACGGCGUUGUUGCUGCUGGGAGCGGGAGUAACAGCCAUCACACACCCGCUGCUAUACGUGAAGCUGCUAAUACAGGUGGGACAUGAACCUCUUCCCCCAACUGUGGGCACAACUAUGUUUGGACGAAGAGUCUUAUACCUGCCUGGCUUCUUCUCCUACGCACGUCACAUUGUGAAAGUAGAUGGAAAGAGGGGACUCUUCCGCGGCCUCUCGCCCCGUAUCAUGUCCAGCGCCAUCUCCACUGUGGUCAGGAGCAAAGUGAAACAGCAGGUGGAGCUCCUAUCCAAGAAAGAAGAGCUGCAGACAUCACUUAGGAAAGUGGUGAAGGAGACCUCACAUGAGAUGAUCAUCCAGUGCCUGUCCAGAGUAGCCACUCAUCCUUUUCAUGUUAUGUCAGUGCGGUGUAUGGCCCAGUUUGUUGGCAGAGAGGUGAAGUACGGUGGGAUAUUCAGUUGUAUUGUCAAGAUUUUUAAGGAGGAAGGAGUUGCUGGAUUCUAUGUCGGGCUCAUACCCCAUGUGGCGGGAGAAGUCCUCUUCCUGUGGUUUUGUAACCUCCUGGCUCACUUUAUCAACACCUACGCUGUAGACGAAAGUUUCACUCAGGCCUCGGCGGUACGAAGCUACACUAAGUUUGUGAUGGGCAUUGCAGUGAGUGCUCUGACAUACCCAUUCAUGCUGGUGGCCGAUAUUAUGGCAGUCAACAACUGUGGCUUGGCUGCAGGUCUUCCUCCUCACUCUCCCAUCUUCAAGUCGUGGCUGCACUGCUGGAAUCACCUCAACCACAAGGAUCAGCUCUUCAGAGGAUCCAGCUUCUUUUUCCGCCGGGUGCCCGUCACCUCCUGGCCCUCCACCGAGGAAUAACAUCAUCAUCAUUACAUCAUCAUCAUUACAUCAUCAUCAUUACAUCAUCGUCUGCUGGGAUGUUCUUCCUCUGUCUGCUCACAAACAUCCCCACCCCCCCGGCCCAGAGGUGGAAAGAGUACAGAAAUAUUCCACUAAAGUAAAAGUACUUAUAC
This is a messenger RNA of Perca flavescens (yellow perch), 1308 nucleotides long. RefSeq names its product mitochondrial carrier homolog 1. Gene Ontology annotation, cellular component: membrane; mitochondrion. The transcript is spliced from 12 exons. Bases 215 to 1153 code for a protein of 312 amino acids. NCBI's taxonomy places the organism in Eukaryota, Metazoa, Chordata, Actinopteri, Perciformes, Percidae. The record is from RefSeq and is a predicted model, not a curated record. Gene Ontology annotation, biological process: positive regulation of apoptotic process.